Cicer arietinum (chickpea) is the source of this 958-nucleotide messenger RNA. RefSeq names its product lactoylglutathione lyase. Gene Ontology annotation, molecular function: metal ion binding; lactoylglutathione lyase activity. Lineage: Eukaryota; Viridiplantae; Streptophyta; Magnoliopsida; Fabales; Fabaceae. The record is from RefSeq and is a predicted model, not a curated record.
CUCACCGAUACUCAAAGGUAUGUUAAUCUCUCUUUCUUAAAUGGCAGCUUCCUCUACUUUACACUUCCUUUCUCGUCUCCGCUUCAUUUCUAAACCCCAAUCUUUCCCUCUUCCAUCACCUUAUUCAAUCCCAUUCAAUUUCUCUUUCAUCCCCAAAUCAAAGAAACCGCAUCGAUUUCGAUUUUUCUCGAUGGCUGCUUCGGAAUCGAAGGAAUCACCGGCUAACAACCCCGGUCUUCAUACGACUAUUGAUGAAGCUACUAAGGGUUACUUUAUGCAACAAACUAUGUUUAGAAUUAAAGACCCCAAAGUUAGCCUUGAUUUUUAUUCUCGCGUUUUGGGCAUGUCUUUGCUUAAGAGAUUGGAUUUUCCUGAGAUGAAGUUCAGCUUAUACUUUAUGGGGUAUGAGGAUACAACAGAAGCUCCAAGUAACCCUGUGGAUAGAACAGUUUGGACCUUUGCUCAAAAGGCUACAAUUGAAUUGACCCAUAAUUGGGGCACUGAAAGUGAUCCAGAGUUCAAAGGGUACCACAAUGGCAAUUCUGAUCCUCGUGGCUUUGGACACAUUGGCAUAACUGUUGAUGACACCUACAAAGCAUGUGAAAGAUUUCAGAAUCUUGGAGUCGAGUUUGUUAAGAAACCAGAUGAUGGGAAAAUGAAAGGGAUUGCAUUUAUUAAGGAUCCCGAUGGUUACUGGAUUGAACUCUUUGACCGGAAAACAAUUGGAAAUGUAACAGAAGGUAAUGCUUGAGAUAAAACCUUCAGGUAGACACCAUGGUAUCCAAUUCUCUUGUCUUAUUUACUUAUUCAUGUUUAGCGCCCUGUAUGUAAUUUUGUCCUUACAUUAUAUUCUCUCAUAUAAAGUUUUGGAUGGUGUAAAAUUUGUGUUUAUUUGGACGUAUAAAUGCAAAGUUAUGUUGGAGGUGAGAAAAGUUUCUCCCAUUAUUUUGACAGUACA